UUAAAUACACACUUAUCCUAAAUCAUCAUAUACAAUGUAUAUGGGUCUGAAUAUUUUAUACCUCCUCCUCCUUUUUGCCACCACCGCCCACCACCACCUCAGGGCGGCGGCACUUCCACUCUCCACAAACUCACGAUGGAUUGUCGACGACGGAAACGGCGGAGAAAGAGUGAAGCUAUCGUGCGUGAACUGGGUUAGCCAUCUAGAUGCGGUGGUUGCAGAGGGAUUAAGCAAACAACCGGUGGAUAUGAUCUCGAAGAAAAUCUUGGAGAUGGGAUUCAACUGUGUAAGACUAACAUACCCACUUUUCUUAUUCACAAACGACACCCUAGGGUCAGUUACAGUCAGACAAUCGCUUCGAAAACUUGGAUUGAUCGAGUCAAUUGCCGGAUUUCAAGCCAACAAUCCUUCCAUUAUUGAUCUCCCACUCAUCAAAGCUUUUCAGGAAGUUGUAUCAAGUCUGGAUAGAAACAACGUGAUGAUAAUAUUAGAUAAUCAGAUAAGCAAGCCUGGAUGGUGUUGCAGUGAUUUCGAUGGUAAUGGCUUCUUUGGUGAUCAAUAUUUUGACCCUGAUGUCUGGUUAAAAGGUCUCACAAAAGUCGCCACCAUCUUUAACAACUCAACCAAUGUUGUUGCUAUGAGCUUAAGAAACGAACUUCGUGGACCUAAACAAAACAUCACCAUUUGGUACAGGUACAUGCAAAAAGGUGCAGAAGCUGUUCAUGAAGCAAACCCUAAUCUUCUAGUUAUCAUGUCUGGUUUGAGCUAUGACAAAGAUCUCUCUUUCCUUCAAAUCCAACCUGUAACCUUAACAUUUAGUCAAAAACUGGUUUUUGAAGUCCAUUGGUAUGGUUUUUCAAAUAGUGAAGAAUGGGAAAAUGGUAACCCGAAUGAGGUAUGUGGGCGGGUGGUUGAUAGUAUAACGAAAAAAGCCGGGUUUUUAUUGGACAAUGGUUACCCUUUGUUUGUAAGUGAAUGGGGUAUAGAUCAAAGGGGAACAAAUGACAAUGACAAUAGGUACUUGAAUUGUUUUUUGGCAUGGGCAGCUAACCAUGACCUUGAUUGGGCUUUAUGGACACUUGCGGGAAGUUACUAUUUUAGGCAAGGUGUUGUUGGAAUGGGGGAGUUUUAUGGUGUUUUGAAUUGGGAUUGGUGUGGUCCGAGAAAUUCAAGUUUCUUGGAAAAGAUCUCAGCUGUCCAAUCUCCUUUUCAAGGACCAGGAUUAUCAAAUACGCGUCCACAUAAAAUCAUUUUCCAUCCGUCAACCGGUCUUUGCGUGCAAAGACAAUCGUUUUUCAAGCCAUUGAUUUUGGGACCGUGUUCGGGAGCAGAGCAUUGGGAUUACACCCAGAGAGAAAUCCUAACAAUUAAGGGAACAUACUAUUGCCUACAAGCAGAUGGAAUUGGGAAGAACGCAAAAUUAGGGAUAAUAUGCACAGAUCAAUCUUCAAAAUGGGAACCAAUAUCAGCAUCUAAACUACAUCUUUCAUCAAAGAUCAACAAUGGGACAAUUGUUUGUCUGGAUGUAGAUUCUGAAAACAAUAUUGUCACAAAUAACUGUAAAUGUUUGACCAAUGGCAACACGUGUGACCCUGCUAGCCAAUGGUUUACAAUCAUUAAUGCCACAUCAGGGUCCAGUGCAGCAAAAGGGUAUUUUCCUAUUACUUCGAUUCUCCAAUCUUUUGGAGCAAACUUAUUAGUAUAG
This is a messenger RNA of Lactuca virosa, 1705 nucleotides long. Lineage: Eukaryota; Viridiplantae; Streptophyta; Magnoliopsida; Asterales; Asteraceae. The record is from the annotation of a GenBank genome assembly.